Molecule: messenger RNA, 366 nt
Organism: Sparassis crispa
Lineage: Eukaryota; Fungi; Basidiomycota; Agaricomycetes; Polyporales; Sparassidaceae
Exons: 1
Coding region: 1-366 (121 amino acids)
Source: RefSeq, a predicted model, not a curated record
AUGGUGGAAGAACUGGUUAAUAGGGUGGUGGUGGAAACUGAAGUGGGGUUAGUGGACGAGGUGGUGGUGGAUUGUAUGACCGCUGUGGCUAUGGGUGCUGACGAUGAUGGAUUGGAUGCUGUGGCCGCUGGUAUCGCUGAGGUCGCUGUGGACGUGGUGGGUACUGGUGCUGAUACUGAGGCUGAGGCUGAUAAACUGACUGAUAAGGGGUUACUGGAACUGGUAGAACCUGGAUUGGAAAUGGAGGAGGUGGGAUUAUUUGAGGAGUUACCAGACAGGGAUGAUAUACUGGUACUUGAUAAUCCUGAGGUGGGUGUAGGUGAUUGUGAUGAUGGCACAUUGGGCAAGUGGAAAUGGGAAAAGUAA